Molecule: messenger RNA, 4096 nt
Organism: Sphaeramia orbicularis (orbiculate cardinalfish)
Lineage: Eukaryota; Metazoa; Chordata; Actinopteri; Kurtiformes; Apogonidae
Product: leucine-rich repeat transmembrane protein FLRT2
Exons: 2
Coding region: 1000-3033 (677 amino acids)
Molecular function (GO): protein binding
Source: RefSeq, a predicted model, not a curated record
UCGGGGCUCCAGGAGGGACCAGGCAGUCUAUGGAACACUUUACGCAGACUAUGGACUCUGUAUGCGGGGUUGCUGUCGGUGGAGCGGCGGGGGUCAGGCUGGGAGCCCUUCACUGUCCUUCCCCUUCUCAUUCAUGUCCCCUUCUGCUCUGAAGGCAGCGGAGGAACUUCACCGGGCACCUCCGGAGCAGCAGCAGCGGCAGCAGCAGCAGCGGCGGCGGCGCAAAGGCAGCGCGUCCGGCCAGGAGCGUCCGACAGGAGGGGGAGAAGAUGCGGAGCGGACCGCUGGUGACAUGAACUCCAACCCGUUCCUGGCUGCUUUUGUCAGGACCUCUUAUGUGCUGCAGAAUGCUCCAGUUAUCCACCGGUGAACCAAGUGAAAGCAGUCCUCAUCCGCAGCGGGAGCGGGGAGCGGGCGCAGCGGGCAGGAUGCGGACUGGGAGCCCGGUCUGAGCGCAGCGGUCUGCGUAAAGACGGAACAGCCCGGCUGGAUGUACAGGGGGAGGACUUUACGCGUUCUCGAAGGUUUCUGGACCCAAAUGUCAAGUCCUAAUGAAGCUUUAUUGUUCUGGAACCAGCAGUGUGUAACGUGAAAGAGAGAGAGAAAAAAAAAAGAAGACGCUGUCCGCCGAUAACCCUCCAGUGUGUCGUACAUGGCUCUGUCAGUGCUGAGCGCUUUGAAAAGAGCUCUACCCGGUGGUAAAAGAGUAGAGAGGCUGAAAAUGUGAUGGACUUCACUAAUGUUUCCCAGCUAAAUCAGGGACAGUGGCUGGAGAAGGAAUCAUAUUUCUUAAUGAGACUCUUGCUCUCGUGUUGGAAAGCUUAAGACAACUAAUUACCAAGGGAUUACUCAAGACCCUCUUCAGCACCAGGCUGGACACAGCGGUGGUGUUAAUCCAGCAUCCAAAAUCUGAUGACUGUUCUGUUGGAUUUUUCUGAUCUGCAUUUCUUAUCAUUUUUUCUCUGAUUUGUUUUCUGUCUUUUUUCCAAUCUGUUUGAAAUGGAGAUACAGUGGCGUUUAUGGAAUAAGGACUGGGUCUCUUUCAUAAGACCGUGGAUUCCUAUAUUAUUAGGUCUUCACCUCCAGUUCUCCCGGGCCUCCAACUGUCCCGAGGAGUGCCGCUGUGAUCGCACCUUUGUUUACUGCAACGAGAGGAGCCUGACCUCAGUGCCUCUGGGAAUCGGUGAGGGUUAUAAGACCCUCUACCUCCACAACAACCAAAUCAAUAACGCUGGUUUUCCCUUGGAGCUCCACCAUGUGGCUUCUGUAGAAACUGUGUAUCUCUAUGGCAACCAGCUGGAUGAGUUCCCCAUCAACCUGCCCAAAAAUGUGAGGGUUCUCCAUUUGCAAGAGAACAACAUUCAGACCAUCUCCAGAGCGGCUCUGGCUCAGCUUCUUUGGCUGGAGGAGCUGCAUUUGGAUGAUAACUCCAUUUCCACUGUAGGGGUGGAGGAAGGGGCCUUUCGUGAGGCAGUGAGCUUAAAGAUGCUCUUCCUCACCAAAAACCACCUGAGCAGUGUGCCUAUCGGUCUUCCAGACGAUUUAAAAGAGCUGCGAUUGGAUGAAAACCGGAUUGCGGUAAUCGCGGAGGAAGCAUUUAGGAAUGUCACCCGCCUGGAGCGCCUUCUGUUGGAUGGUAACCUGUUGACAGAUGAAGGAAUCGCGCCAGGGACCUUUCAGGACCUGGUCACCCUUAGGGAGCUGUCCCUGGCCCGCAACUCACUCACAUACCCGCCCCCGUUCCUACCAGGUGAGGUUCUUGUUAAGUUAAACUUUCAGGAAAAUCAGAUCAACCGAAUCCCUGUCAGGGCAUUCGCUGGGUUGCACAAGCUUGAGAGGCUGGAUAUUUCUAACAACCAGCUGCAGUCACUGACACAGGGAGUCUUUGAUGACCUCGUCAGUCUCAGACAGCUGACUGUUCGGAACAACCUUUGGCUGUGCGACUGCAGCAUCAAAUGGGUGGUGUCGUGGCUUAAGUCUCUGCCGGGCUCGCUGAACGUGCGUGGUUUCAUGUGCCAUAAACCCGAAAUGUUCCGAGGCAUGGUGAUCAGGGAGCUGAGCGCUGAGCUGGUCCAGUGCUCACAGAGUACCCCUACGGCGGCCCUGCCCUCCUCACCAGCUGGCACUGCGCUUUUCCCAUCCCAGUCCUCAUCUACACACUCCCCCAUGGUUACUCAGUACGCUCGCCCCUCCUCUAGGAAACCCUUCCCCACAUUCCCCACUCUCUAUCCUAUUUAUACAACCAGAGAGGGGGGGCUGAGGACUAAGCAACCUCUGGAUCCACGCAAGGAGAGUCUGCAUGUCACAUUUACUUCACUAAACGGAUCAGCUAUUCAUGUGAGCUGGGUGGCCGCCUUUCCAGUCACUGCCUAUAAGGUAACCUGGGCCAGAAUGGGGCCCAGUCUGAUGGGGGCGACUGUCAGGGAAAGGAUAGUGGGUGGGGAUCACCGGGGGAUCCGACUGGCUAACCUUGAGCCAAAGACCACCUAUCGGAUCUGUGUCAUUCCUUUGGAUGCGUUCAAUAAUUACCGGCCCAAAGACGACACUGUGUGCACUGAGGCCGUCACCACGCCGGCCUCCUUCAGCCCCGGCAACAACCACAACAACAACAGCAAAAGGCCGUCCGGACCCGAGCAGGCCACGCAACAAGAACCCAGCUCGCCUUUUUUGCUGGCCGGGCUGAUCGGCGGGGCUGUCAUCAUGGUACUGGUCGUACUCCUCAGUAUCUUCUGCUGGCACAUGCACAAAAAGGGCCGCUCCAAGUCGACCACCGACUGGAAAUAUAACCGGGGUCGGAGAAAAGACGACUAUUGCGAGGCAGGCACCAAAAAGGAUAAUUCCAUCCUGGAAAUGACUGAGACUAGCUUCCAGAUAGUCUCACUCAACAACGAGCAGCUCCUCAAGGGAGAUUUCCGCAUUCAGCCUAUUUACACCCCUAAUGGGGGCAUCGGUUUCCGAGACUGCCCCCUGGGGAACAACAGCACAGUCUACUGCAAGAACAAUGUUCAGGAUGCAGACUAUUCUCGCACAUGAUGGUUUUAGAGAGCAUCAGGAGCAUUUUUAUUAACAACCCUCCCAAAUUUCCAGGACGCUGUACAGUGUUAAUAUUCUUUGAAACUCCUGUGUCUUCAAGAAAUGUAAUUUAUACAACUGGCUGGACAGUAUCUUUUAUAUAACAACAUUGGAUUUAUAAGUUAUUGGUUUCUGGAGGUGUGCUGUUUCAGUUCUGUGCAAAACAAACAUGUACAAUCAGGAUUCAUUUCUUUCUACAUAUUUAGGCUGAGUUUAAUUUGGAUCUGAUCUUCAAUAGUGAAUGAUUUUUGAAGUCAUUACAUGCUGUGACCAUGACAGAUACAGAAUCCACAGUGGGUCUGUAGUACAUAGUACAUCACAAGAGUAAUGCGAGCGGCUUGUAAAAAUGUGUAUGAGAGGAAGAGGAAAGGAGACAGGGCACAAUUCAGCCAUGCUCACCACUAGAGGGCGUAUUUUUCUGGAAAUUGAAAGUCAAACACAGUUUCCCUGUGACUGUUUUUAAUCAAGUCAUCACAGUAAUAUGGCACAUUUGUUUAAUUGUGACUACAUUCAAUAAAAAUGCAAAUUGAUAGAUACGUGCUAGAGGAAGAGGACAUAUUUUUAUGCAAAUUAAUCUCUCUGUGCUGCAAAAGGAAAUUUAAAGGUCACACUUAUUAAACAUUCACAAGAAGUGAGAGGCCGCAGCGCUUUCACCUGCUUUUCAAGAUUAAAGCGUAAUCACAAUUGAGGGUUUAUUUAUUCGAGCUGUUUGAUGGUGGGUGUCACAGAAUGAGCAGGGGAGGGGGGGGGGAGAAAAAAAAAAAGCACAUCUACCAUCUACUGUACAUUUAACCCAUAAAGAACCAACUCUUUCACUUUUGUUGAGCAAAAAUAAUGUUAUGGUAAAACAGUAUAUAUAUGUGCCUUGAAGUUAUCAGCUUACAAUGUCUUUUGAAUCCAUGUUUUUUGCACAACGGUGUACUGUAUAUACAUUCAAUUGAAUUGUUGUUGAGGAAACCUAUUGCUCUUGAUUAUUUAUUUACCUCAUUACACAUUUAAUUAAAAACAUAUCUCCAAAAGUGAA